Messenger RNA from Rasamsonia emersonii CBS 393.64, 510 nucleotides. Its product is annotated as Zinc knuckle domain protein. NCBI's taxonomy places the organism in Eukaryota, Fungi, Ascomycota, Eurotiomycetes, Eurotiales, Trichocomaceae. Gene Ontology annotation, cellular component: cytoplasm. Gene Ontology annotation, biological process: positive regulation of cytoplasmic translation. Bases 1 to 510 code for a protein of 169 amino acids. The record is from RefSeq and is a predicted model, not a curated record. Gene Ontology annotation, molecular function: zinc ion binding; single-stranded RNA binding; mRNA binding. The transcript has 6 exons.
AUGUAUAUAGGUGGUGAUUCCUCUCAUCAGGCUCGUGAUUGUCCUAAGAAAGGCACUCCUACUUGCUAUAACUGUGGUGGCCAGGGACACGUCAGCCGGGAAUGCACUGUAGCUCCUAAGGAGAAGUCUUGCUACAGAUGCGGUCUGUCAGGACACAUCUCACGUGAAUGCACCCAAGCCAGUACUGGCAGUAACUUCGGUGGAAACGGCUACUCUGGCGGUGCCGGAGGCCAAGAAUGCUAUAAAUGUGGUCAAGUUGGACACAUUGCCCGUAACUGCCCCGGAGGCAACUACGGAGGCAGCCAUGGAGGUUUUGGGGGUCGUCAGCAGACUUGCUACUCCUGUGGCGGGUAUGGCCAUAUGGCCCGCGACUGCAUGCAAGGCCAGAAAUGCUAUAACUGUGGCGAGGUCGGGCAUGUUUCUCGCGAUUGUCCUACAGAAGCCAAUGGUGAACGUGUCUGCUACAAAUGCAAGCAGCCCGGCCAUGUCCAGGCUGCCUGUCCCAACUAG